GACAAGCCCGCAGUGCCUCAACGCAUCCAGUGGAAAUGACAAACCAGAGGAGCAGCACGGGCCAGCAUGUCAAAUAACAGCAAUAAUCAUGGGCUUUAGUGUUAGCAACUCAUCGGAAACUCACCCCCUCAGACACUAACGAGACAUCUUUGGGCCGUUUUGUGGGUCUGCGGGCGCCUCAAAGUUAGAGCGGGCUCUCAAAUGGACGUCGAUGGACUGGAAUGAAACCUCCACUUCUGGGCUGAAGGAAGGAGGGAAAGAAAACUCUGCAUGUUCAAGUUUCCUGCUGCAACCAGAGGGGCAUCGGUGCGUGCGUGUUGGAUGUGUGUGUUGGUUGCGUGUGUGUGCGCGCCCGCAGGACCAGCAGCAGCGGCGGCGGUGGUGGUGGUGGUGGUGGUGGCGGCGGCCGCGGGAAGGGAAGUUUAGCGCCGUGAUUUGUCUUCUUUCCCUCUAUUCUGUUGCUGUGUUGUUUUUCAUGCCACACCAGCGGACAGGCGGAUUAACGUUUCCCUGAUGAAAAUUAAUCAUGUGUGGAGCGGCUCUGUGAUCGUGACUUUGAUGAUGUCGAGUAAGAGCGUGGAGUGGCUGCAGGAGGAGCUGGAGUCCGGGGCCGGCUCUCUGCUGCUGCUGGACUGCAGAGCCCAUGAGAUGUACGAGUCCUCGCACGUCGAGUCGGCCAUCAACUUGGCCAUCCCGGGCCUCAUGCUGCGGAGGUUGAAGAAGGGCAACCUCCCGAUCCGCUCCAUCAUCCCCAACAACGAGGACAAGGAGAAAUUUGUCAAGCGGUGCAAGACGGACGUGGUGGUUCUUUACGACGAGGCGACCUCGGAGCGGCAGGAGUCCGGGAUGGGGAGCUCCGUGCUGGGGCUGCUGCUGCAGAAACUGCGGGACGACGGGUGCAAGGCUUUCUACCUGGAGGGGGGCUUCAACAAGUUCCAGUCGGAGUACCCUGAGCACUGCGAGACAAAUUUGGACUGCUCGUGUCCCAGCAGCUCCCCACCAGCCUCCGUCCUCGGUCUGGGAGGACUCCGCAUCAGCUCUGACUGCUCAGACGGGGAAUCUGACCGCGAGCCGGGCAGUGCCACAGAGUCAGAGGGCAGCCCGCUGCCCAACAACCAGCCAGCGUUUCCGGUCCAAAUCCUGCCGUACCUUUACCUGGGCUGUGCCAAAGACUCCGCCAACCUGGAUGUGCUCAGCAAGUACAACAUCAAGUACAUCCUCAACGUGACGCCCAACCUGCCCAACAUGUUCGAACAUGAAGGGGACUUCAAGUACAAACAGAUCCCCAUCUCUGAUCACUGGAGCCAGAACCUCUCUCAGUUUUUCCCCGAGGCCAUUUCAUUCAUUGACGAGGCACGCUCAAAGAAGUGCGGCAUCCUGGUGCACUGUCUGGCCGGGAUCAGCCGCUCGGUGACUGUCACGGUGGCCUACCUGAUGCAGAAGCUCAACCUGUCGCUCAACGAUGCGUACGAUUUCGUCAAGCGGAAAAAGUCGAACAUUUCCCCAAACUUCAACUUCAUGGGCCAGCUCCUGGACUUUGAGCGGACGCUGGGCCUCAACAGCCCCUGCGAUAACCACUCUUCCCCGACGCACGACCAGCUCUUCUUCACCACCCCUACCAAUCACAAUGUGUUUCAACUGGACACGCUGGAGUCCACAUGAAAAUAAGAGGGGAGACUGUCCCUUUUUUGGGGGGUAUAAAGGUGGUGUUGUUACCAAGGUAACAAGCGGCUGCACUGGAGGGGAGCAGCCAGUUUUAAUGAAUGUUUUAGCCUCGUGAGGCUCGUUGUCUGAGCCUGGGCAAGAAGCAGCGUCGGAGGGGCAGGGGAGGUCACAGAUGCCACAUUUUAACUACAUAGUAGUUAAAAAAAAAGGGAACAGGAUGUUUUUUUAACCCAGAGGGAGAACUGAUGAUGGGUUUACGAUGGCGUCCUCCUUGAGUUGAUUGAAAUCAAGGCAGGUAAGAGCCCAGAUCAACUUGUCUUCUCACACAGAACGGAGGAGACAUAACUGACUGAGAAACUGAGCGAAAGGCGCAGCAGGACAGACAGCUUCAUACAAAGAUAGGAAAUAUCUAAAGCGCUCGACUUAUGAGACAACAACAUCCUUUCUGUCUUUCUGUCUCGGCUCUCGAGGCCGAGCUGAGUGGUGCCAAGUGGAAAAUCUGGGAUUUCCUUGUAGGAAAUCUCGCUCUACUGAAUGAAGAGUUUUACAAACCAAGGAAUUAACACACACAUGCGCGCACACACAAACAAAGUAUGUAUGUUUGUACUGUAUGUACUGUAUGUAUGUUAACGUACAUAGCAGAAAAUGUAUGGGCAAUCCUUAACAAAUUCAGUAUGUCUAUAUGCAUUAUUGUAUGUUUGUGUGUACAUUUACGCACAAAUCUAUACCUUAUAUAAAUAUAUACGCAUAGAAAUCUUAUCUAUCCAAUCCAACAAUGGCUUAAGAGAUUGUAAAAUUAAAGAAGGGGAAUGGGUGUGGCGACUCCAACAAAGAGGAACGUUAUUCCUAGUUGUCUUUUUUUAAAGUUUCGCUUUUCUUUUGGGUUUGUAAUGACCUAAUGCAGUUUGCACAGUGGUGUAGCCAUUGACUUGUUGGCACAUGGAGCCGGUGCUGGAAGCAGGCAGAUAAAGAGACAUUCAGAGAAGAGGAGCGGAGAGGAGAGGCCAGUCCCAGGCUGCGACGAGUCCCGACAGCUGCACAGUGGAGUGGGGGGGGGAGCAGGAACUGGCCCCCGAACAGAAGAUGGAGUUCAGGGGUUAGAGGGUCAGGUUAGGGGAAAAGACAAGCAGCGGGUAGAACUAGGGCAUUGGGGUUGGGUAUGCGUGAAGAUACUACUGUAGAAUUCACAUUUGGCCAACUGUUUUCAAGUGCAAGUUCCCAGUUUCUACUUCCUUCCCCAUAUGACCAUUCAACCAGUUGCCUUAUGAGAAGUACCAGUUUUUUCCACCAGCUGUUUUGAUUAGUGUAGUUGUUUGAUUUCAGUUAGAAACUUUACUACUGAACUUCCUUCGUUAUUUUAUCACAGCAUAUUGUCCGACCAUGUUUUGCCAAACUGCUUUCUCACAGCUCUGACGGAUGCUUAGGCAGUGUUAACAUUUCUGAGCAACUUUUUGGGCAGCUUAUUUUAGCAACCUUGGGAAAGGAAGUGCCUCAACACUUGUAUUACCUUACUUCUUUUUCUAGUUGUUCAAUUAGUUGUCCAAUAUUAGGUCCCUUUUUAGGUAAAAAUGUGUUGGGAUUAAGGUGGACUGGGACUGGCCUCAGCUACAGACUGCACUUAGCUACUUCAAUAGCUUCACGUCCCUUAACUGCAUUGGAGAAAACAGAAGGAAGGCCUCUCUGCAAAGGGAUCACCCAUUUUGUCAAAGAAAAGUCUGAUUUGAUAUAAAUAUAAUAUAUUGUCCACAUAUAUAUAUAUAUAUAUAUAUAUAUAUAUAUAUAUAUAUAUAUAUGAUAGAUCUAAUAGUAAACGGAUCCAUGUUAUUUUGUAUACCUGAGUAUGCUGUGGUACUGUAUGCUCUCUAACAGUAGACAUAACUACAAGUUGGAUGUUGCUUUACCAGGUGGGAAGAUGAAUGAUGAGGACCGUUUUUUUAACUGCUGUUGCUGCUGAACACAGCAGCACACAGCAUGUGGUUAAAGAGUUUUUUGAAUACCUGUCCACAUCAUAAGCACCUAAACAAGAAAGACUCCAAAAACGUGCAAAUGCUGCAGUGGUUUUCCAGUUAAUGUAGGUUUCCUCUUAUGAGUUGAGCAACACUGCAGCUCUUACGAUGCGUGUCCACAGGUAGCAUCAUUUCCACGCUUCCCAUUCAUUGUCUUUGUAAGCAGCCACGCAAUGCAUUCUGGUUGCGUUGCGGCGAGUUUCGAGAGACAGGGCAUCAAGUAGCCCACUCCUCAUUUGCACAAAUUUGAGGUCCACGCUACUUUAUGCAAAUCAGGGGCAUCCAUCACACAUCACCUUCUCUUGAAACUCCCGAAAAUCUUUAAAACUGACCGCUGUAGAUCUAAAAUGAAGACAGAUUCAGAACUGGGUAGCUUCAUUCUCGCAUUAAAGUUUUUCAGAAACACAAUUUCGUAAAAUAAGAGAACGUUUCCAAACGAGCCGCCAUGUUGGUCCGGUUUGAAAUCCAGGAGAAGACAACCCACAGGUAAAAGGGUUCGUCCAAGUUUUGUUUGCUUGAGAAACUGAUAACAGCUAGUGGCAAGUCCGUAAGCAUCCAAUGCUGGGAAGCGUGGCGAUUCCUCACGUCAAAAACCGUCACUGUGGACAUGUACCCUUAGACUUAUGGCAAUGUCUGUUGGAACGCUGGGCGUUAUGCAAGAACAUUUUCAUAGUCUUAUCCUAAAUCUAUCUUACUUUUUUCUUUGACGUUUGCUUGUACGAGUCAGAUUCAGCUUAUAACUCCAUAAACAUGUCGUAAAUCGCUCAUUUCAACCUGCCACGUGGUCAUGAGAACGUGUGCAUUCCUGAGUUGUGUUUGUUAGCAUAAUCAACGCUUCAAACGUUUUAUAAGGCUACCAGUUUCAUUCACAAAAAUGUGAAAAGCAGAACGAGAUCAGCGGACAUAACAUAACAUUUACCAGUGACAGUAGUCUUAUAACUGCACCUUGAAAAAAAGAAAAAUAGGCUAUUACUAUGGUGGUCUACGCUGUCAUCGCAGAGCCGUACCGUGACAAAAAUAUAGUGGGAAUGGUUUGAUAUGAAAUGUUUUUGUUAAUAGCAAACUACAGCGGUUUCAGGUUCAGAGUGUGGUGAUGUGGACAUGGUCAUAAUAGAAACAAAGAACUGAGUUUCAGAGGGGACAGCAGUUGAAUCUGAACAGGGUUGGUUUUAGCUGGCCUUAUAUAAUCUUUCUAACGUCUUUCUAAUGCUGACUGUUCAAUACUUUGUAUCUCACUUUAGAAAAACAUUGUGUAAAAAGAAAAAAUUAAACGUUUGUUUAUCUGUUA
Messenger RNA from Perca fluviatilis (European perch), 4959 nucleotides. It is a transcript of the gene dusp7, whose product is annotated as dual specificity phosphatase 7. The record is from RefSeq and is a predicted model, not a curated record. The transcript has 3 exons. Gene Ontology annotation, biological process: protein dephosphorylation; negative regulation of MAPK cascade. Gene Ontology annotation, cellular component: cytoplasm; cytosol. Gene Ontology annotation, molecular function: protein tyrosine/threonine phosphatase activity; MAP kinase tyrosine/serine/threonine phosphatase activity. Bases 514 to 1662 code for a protein of 382 amino acids. Lineage: Eukaryota; Metazoa; Chordata; Actinopteri; Perciformes; Percidae.